Messenger RNA from Austrofundulus limnaeus, 2258 nucleotides. Its product is annotated as basic salivary proline-rich protein 2. The record is from RefSeq and is a predicted model, not a curated record. Gene Ontology annotation, molecular function: ubiquitin binding. Bases 194 to 1228 code for a protein of 344 amino acids. Gene Ontology annotation, cellular component: Fanconi anaemia nuclear complex. The transcript is spliced from 4 exons. NCBI's taxonomy places the organism in Eukaryota, Metazoa, Chordata, Actinopteri, Cyprinodontiformes, Rivulidae.
CGGGACUUUUUAUAAAAUUAACAGAGAUCACAAAACAACUGGACUCCAUGACUGUCAAUCACUUCAGUGCCUUCACCUGAUUGGACCAGACUGCUUCAAGGCGGAGCCAAAUCCUCGCUUCUGGUUGGACUACGUCUGUGACGUCACGCAUCAAGACUCGGAAGUAUCAAGCGCGGAAAUUUGAAGGGAAAAAAUGGCAGAAAUUUACUCAAAAUCCAAACUUAAACGUAAAAAAUCUUCUGCAGAAGAGUUUCGGUCCGAGGUUUUCUCCCGGGGAGCGAAGAGGAGCAGUUUAACGUCUUCACCCGGUGACGGAGGAGCAAACACGGCUGGCUCAGCCCCCCCUCCAGCAGCACGCUGGUGGAGGACCCUGCAGCCCCCCGCUGUGCAGAGCCUGUGGGCGUUCACGCUGCAGUCGGCUCUGCAGAACCUGGAGAUCCAGCUCUGGGACCCGGUUCCUGGUCUCCCGCUGCCCCCCGCUGCGAAACCAUCAGAACCAGAUCUAGAUGAAGAGCGGUGGGGUGACCUCAACAAAGUCGAUCCCUUCCCAGAAUGCUCUUUGCUCUGUCUGAAGACUCCACCGAGCCCAGACCCUCCGAGCCGAGCCCCCUCCCAGCAGGACCUCCCAGUUCAGCUCCAGCCUGGUCCGAACCCACCUGACAGGAGUCCGAACCCACCUGACAGGAGUCUGAACCCACCUGGAAAGGGUCUGAACCCACCUGGAAAGGGUCUGAACCCACCUGGAAAGAGUCUGAACCCACCUGGAAAGAGUCUGAACCCACCUGGAAAGAGUCUGAACCCACCUGGAAAGGGUCUGAACCCACCUGACAGGAGCCUGAACCCACCUGGAAAGGGUCUGAACCCACCUGACAGGAGUCUGAACCCACCUGGAAAGGGUCUGAACCCACCUGGAAAGGGUCUGAACCCACCUGGAAAGGGUCUGAACCCACCUGGAAAGGGUCUGACCCCCCUGACAGCCUCUCCUCAGCUCCAGCAGCAGAGAGAGGAGGCAGCAGCAUCCAGAUCGACGAGCCGAGAGCUGACGGUUUCUGCUCCGUCACUUCCUGCUGAUGAAGAUGACGAUGAGGAGCAGAGUGCAGGAAGAGAUGAAGAGCUUCAGAGCUGCCCCAUGUGUUUACAGCCGUUCCCUGCUGGGUCCACCCAGAUGGACCGGGACGGCCACCUGGCCCAGUGUCUCUCUGAGAUGAACGUGGACCUGACCUGGUGAGGGGGACGUGACGCCGGCUGACGUCCAGGAUGAUCCAGGUUCACCACAACGUCCCGAGGAUCGUUUCUGACGGAGAAACCAGACUGUUGAUUUAGAGGCGGGACUAAACGGGGUUAAAGUUUGAUUUCUUUUCUUCAGGUUUUAGGACUCUUUCAGGUCAAAAGAACGUUUGUUUGCAGUAAAAGUCCUUCGUUCAAAGAAACGGAGGCAGAAAGUUUUUCCAAAAUCUAUUCAGAAACUCAUGAAUAUGCUAAUCUGUGCAGCGGGACAAGAUUUAAUCAGAUCAUCUGUUAAAAACUACCUGUAGUGAAGGUGAGAAGCUCCGCUGUGUUCCCCGCUCAACUCGUUGAGUUAGCAGGAAGAAAAGAAACAAUUUACUCUUAAUCAAGUUAAUUGUCUGAGUAAUUAGCUGGGGGGGAUUCGCACCGACGUGUUCGCGGGCGUCACACUUCACCUCCGAGCUGCGGCCGCUGAGUGUCUUUUGGGUCGACGGAGCGUCGGAGGAGGUGGAGGAGCUUCAGACGUUAAUCAGAUCAUCGGCCUCGUACGGAGCCGGAGCGGUCAGGGGACGGAGCUGCUGCUGGGAAUCCUUCCUGCGGCGAAAAAUACGAGGAGAAAAACAAGACGAACUGCGAAGACGACGCCUCAGUCGAGCCGUAACGGACUGAGAUCUUACAGCGGUGAAGUUYUUACCUGCAGGCCCUGAAGAGGCGUUGGUUCGUCGUUUGAGCUUCUAAUCGUUAAUCGAAGAACUCGGAACAGGAAGGAGGUUUCACUGAGAAAAGACCCAAUAACCCAACUUCCUCUUCCUGUGCCUUAUUUGGUAUGUGGGCAGCUCCUCCAUUAGAGAUGGGAUAAUUGGCUCUUUGAAGGGAUCCGGAUCUUGGGGAGCCGUUUUUUUCAUAGAGCUGUUCAAAAGAGCUGUUCGAUUUUGAACAUAUUACGUCAUCAUGUAGGGAAAUACGUCACCACGUAGCCGUACGUAAUGACGUCAUCCCGUCACGUGGGUGGAACCAUGUGUUUGUCAAUC